AAUAAGCAUGAAUACGACCUGGCUACCUGAAGGAGGUGGGACGGGGAACCGAGCAGCAGCAGGUGGUGGAAUGCCAGGGAAAUCCAACCGUGCUUCCCACGCUGGCAUCGCUCUGAUUGUGACCAAUCCUCUAAUCUUAUUCUCACAAUUAGGGAGGGAGAAAAAAAAAACCCAAACCAAAAAAGAAGUUGGUAGGUGACUCCGUGAGACUACUGUUUUAUAAAGGGAGCGUUUCCUUUUAUAAAAUUUAGCUGAGCAGAUGCAGUAUGCUCUGCUCAUACUGUGCAGUGGCCCCACAGGGGGCCACUAUUCCCCUCAGCUGUACAGUCUGGGAAAAUACCUGUACACCUGGAGAAGAGAGAGCUUGCUGUGUGUUGAGUUCACUCCUGUUUCUCAGCAGCUCUUUCCCUGCCUCUGGCCACCAGGGGGACCUGCAACCUGUUCUUUCAGGCGAGCGGGAACGCGUCUGCAUAAAUCUGGCCCAAUCCAGGGCCCCGUAGCAAGGCGCCAAAGCAGGGGGAAGCGCAUUUCUGUUCUCUCGCGAGCACGACGUGGCACCUCCCAGCCCUUCUCCGGCCCUCCCUCUCCAUCCUCCCGGCCCGCGCGCGCUCGGGCCCCUUCCAGUGGCUCGCGGCAGGUGGCGCUGUCUGCGGCGUCUCAGCGGCCCGGGCCGCAGCGGAGACGAUCUCCCGGCGGGCUGUGCGGCCCGGCUCUCCGGCGGCAGCGAGUGCCACGUCCCAAGUGCUACGCGGAGGAGCAGAGCGGGCGGUGCGCGGGGGGCGGGAGCAGCGCGGAUCCCGGCUCGGCCACACAGAUCGCCCGCCGCCAUGGGCUCCUCGCAGAGCGUCGAGAUCCCAGGCGGGGGCACCGAAGGCUACCACGUUCUACGGGUACAAGAAAAUUCCCCAGGACACAGAGCUGGAUUGGAGCCUUUCUUUGAUUUUAUUGUUUCUAUUAAUGGUUCAAGAUUAAAUAAAGACAAUGACACUCUUAAGGAUCUGCUGAAAGCAAACGUUGAAAAGCCUGUAAAAAUGCUUAUCUAUAGCAGCAAAACAUUGGAGCUGCGAGAGACCUCAGUCACACCAAGUAACCUGUGGGGCGGCCAGGGCUUAUUGGGAGUGAGCAUACGUUUCUGCAGCUUUGAUGGGGCAAAUGAAAAUGUUUGGCAUGUGUUGGAAGUGGAAUCAAAUUCUCCUGCAGCACUGGCAGGUCUUAGACCACACAGUGAUUAUAUCAUUGGAGCAGAUACAGUCAUGAAUGAGUCCGAAGAUCUAUUCAGCCUUAUUGAAACACAUGAAGCAAAACCAUUGAAACUUUAUGUGUACAACACAGACACUGAUAACUGUCGAGAAGUGAUUAUUACACCAAAUUCUGCAUGGGGUGGAGAAGGCAGCCUAGGAUGUGGCAUUGGAUAUGGUUAUUUGCAUCGAAUACCUACACGCCCAUUUGAAGAAGGAAAGAAAAUUUCUCUUCCAGGACAAAUGGCUGGUACACCUAUUACACCUCUUAAAGAUGGGUUUACAGAGGUCCAGCUGUCCUCAGUUAAUCCCCCGUCUUUGUCACCACCAGGAACUACAGGAAUUGAACAGAGUCUGGCUGGACUUUCUAUUAGCUCAACUCCACCAGCUGUCAGUAGUGUUCUCAGUACAGGUGUACCAACAGUACCGUUAUUGCCACCACAAGUAAACCAGUCCCUCACUUCUGUGCCACCAAUGAACCCAGCUACUACUUUACCAGGUCUGAUGCCUUUACCAGCAGGACUGCCCAACCUCCCCAACCUCAACCUCAACCUCCCAGCACCACACAUCAUGCCAGGGGUUGGCUUACCAGAACUUGUAAACCCAGGUCUGCCACCUCUUCCUUCCUUGCCUCCCCGAAACUUACCUGGCAUCGCACCUCUCCCCCUGCCAUCCGAGUUCCUCCCAUCAUUCCCCUUGGUUCCAGAGAGCUCUUCUGCAGCAAGCUCAGGAGAGCUGCUGUCUUCCCUCCCGCCCACCGGCAACCCACCCUCCGACCCUGCCACAACUACUGCAAAGGCAGACGCUGCCUCCUCGCUCACUGGGGAUGUGACGCCCCCCACUGCCAAGGUCCCCGCCACGGUUGAGGACAGAGUCGGCGAGUCCACGCCAGUCAGCGAGAAGCCUGUUUCUGUGGCUGUGGAUGCCAGUGCUUCUGAAUCACCUUAACGUUGAACCGUUCUUCGGAAUUGGCGUGGUAUAUUUAUUUAACCACGGGAGUGAGUCUGGAAAUGCAAACUAUCAUUAAUUUCAUACUAGUUUGUACCGUAUCUGUAGGCAUCCUGUAAAUAAUUCCUACAGGGGAAACUAAACGAGGACGUGCGUUGUUUCCUGCCAAGUUGAGUGGGGCUCACGUGCUAGGGCGAGAUGUCAGAAAGUGCUUGUAUUUUAAACAACCAAAAAGAAUUGUAAGGGUGGCUUGCUGCCAGGCUUGCACUGCCGUUCCUGCGGGUGUGCAUCUUCGGGAAAGGUGGUGACGGGGCGUCCACUAGGUUUCCUGUCCCCUGCUGCUCUUUCCGUAAGAAAAUGAAAUAUUCUAUGCCUAGUACUCACACGCAACAUUUCUUGUACUUUGUAAGUCGUUUGCGAGACUGCAGACCACUUCACAAAACUGUAAACGGUAAAGAGAUUUUACUUUUGGUCUCCGUGAGUCGCAUCUCUAUUAAGGUUUACACAGGAAUUCCACCUGAAGACUUGUGUUAAAGUUCCACAGCGCGCACUGUUAAUUGAACGUCUUUUUCUUCAGCCUAUACACGGAUCCUUGUUUUGAGCUCUCUGAAUCACUCAGACAACAUUUUGUAACUGCUGCUGUUGCUUUCUACGUCCACCUUAUAAAGUGGCAUUUCAAAAGAAAUAAAGAAGGUGUCACAGUUUUAAACCAGAAGGUGGCACUCUGUGGCUCCUUGUAGUAUUAUAGUUAUACUGGGAAAGCAUAGAUACAGCAAUAAAGUACAGUAAUUUUACUUUUUUUCUUGUGUUACAUCUAAAUUACAACCCUUAAUUGCCACGUGUGCACUUACUACUCUCCGGUAUGUCCUAUUACUCUCCAGUAUGUCUUAUUACUCUCCAGUAUGUCAUGCAUCUUUAACUUUUCAUGUCCUAUGUUUGCUUUCUCACGUUUUUAAGAGAUGGUAAGUUAACUGGAGUUGAUUUACUGAAUGAAAUUAAAUGCAGAUAUCCAUGUUUUUGAAAUAA
Messenger RNA from Piliocolobus tephrosceles (Ugandan red Colobus), 3212 nucleotides. RefSeq names its product golgi reassembly stacking protein 2 (gene GORASP2). The transcript has 10 exons. Gene Ontology annotation, cellular component: Golgi apparatus. The coding region runs from base 828 to 2186 and encodes 452 amino acids. Lineage: Eukaryota; Metazoa; Chordata; Mammalia; Primates; Cercopithecidae. The record is from RefSeq and is a predicted model, not a curated record. Gene Ontology annotation, molecular function: protein binding. Gene Ontology annotation, biological process: Golgi organization.